This is a messenger RNA of Uloborus diversus, 1203 nucleotides long. It is a transcript of the gene Rrp42, whose product is annotated as exosome complex exonuclease RRP42-like. NCBI's taxonomy places the organism in Eukaryota, Metazoa, Arthropoda, Arachnida, Araneae, Uloboridae. Bases 295 to 1158 code for a protein of 287 amino acids. The record is from RefSeq and is a predicted model, not a curated record. Gene Ontology annotation, biological process: nuclear polyadenylation-dependent rRNA catabolic process; TRAMP-dependent tRNA surveillance pathway; exonucleolytic trimming to generate mature 3'-end of 5.8S rRNA from tricistronic rRNA transcript (SSU-rRNA, 5.8S rRNA, LSU-rRNA). The transcript is spliced from 8 exons. Gene Ontology annotation, cellular component: nuclear exosome (RNase complex); cytoplasmic exosome (RNase complex).
UCCUUCGGCGUGCUCAGUGUAAACAAAACAUAAAAUUCUUCUAUUAAAGUGCUUUUUAAAAAAAAUUCCAUUGUGGAAUUUCCUUUUUCUCUAUAGUGUGGUAUAGAAUACUUGUCGUUAAGUUUUGUAUGUUAUCUAAAAAGUGGCUAAGCGAAAAGUUAACGCUGUCCUCUCAGUUUACUUUUUAAGUCUGGUGACUCGGAGUAAUAUGCUUGAUUAGUUAAGGUUUUGUUUAAUCAAACAGCAUAAAUUGCAUGGACUCUUGUUCUUCUCGGAAUCUUCUUCCAAUCAUAUAUGGCUAACUUUGUACUCCAAGAAGCCGAAAAAGUUUAUAUUGUUCAUGGUAUUCAAGAAAAUUUAAGAGGAGAUGGAAGAAAUAAUAUGGAUUAUCGCAUGAUUGAAAUAGAAACUGGUGUAAUUCCUAAUAGUUGUGGAUCAGCUAUCAUAAAAAUUGGGGAUACUAAACUUCUAGCAGGUGUUAGUGCAGAAAUAAAGGCUCCAUUAGCUCAAGCUCCUAAUAGAGGUUGGAUUGAAGUGUCUAUUGAAAGCACACCACAUGCUAAUUCAGACUUUGAGAAAAAAUCUGGAUCUGAAUUUGGAAUUGAUGUAACUCAGGUUUUGAAUCAAAUCUGUAAUUAUGAAAAUCUUGUCAAUUUAAGGUCUCUAUGUGUUAUUCCUGGACAACAAGUAAUGGUGUUAUACGUUGAUAUAAUGGUAUUAGGUUAUGAUGGAAAUCUCAUGGAUGCAGCUUCCAUUGUUACGAAAGCAGCUUUGUAUGACACAAAACUUCAGUCUUUUAUUGUAAAGAAAGAUGGCGACAACGAACCUGAAGUAGAAUUCACAGAUGAUGAAUAUGAUGUUUUUUCCGUAGAUGUUACAAAUCUGCCAGUGCUCGUUACAUUAUUUAGGAUUGGCAGUGAAUUCAUCGUUGAUGCCACUGGAGAUGAAGAAGCCUGUAAUAAAUGCAAAUUACUUCUUGCAAUAUCUUCUGCUGAAAUUGUAAUGAUGAAAGAAAUGGGAGGUCCAGGAAGUCUGCAUAUAGAAAGUAUUCAUGAUGUUAUUGAAGUUUCUCAAAACAUGGGCUUACAAUUACAAAGACAAUUAAUGGAUAUUCUGAAAUCUGAACGAAACAAUGCAGAAAAGGUUAUUUUUCUUUGAAAAAAAAAUUUUGAAUUUGUAAAAAUAAAUAAACUUUUUUAAAAU